GCGUCUCGGUUGCCGUCCGGCUCCAGGCCCGCCGUUCCCGGCCCUCGCUUUCCCGGUCCAGCCGGUAGCGGCUCGAGCAUCAUGCUCUUCUACUCCUUUUUCAAGUCCCUCGUGGGCAAGGACGUGGUCGUGGAACUCAAGAAUGACCUGAGCAUCUGUGGAACCCUCCAUUCUGUGGAUCAGUAUCUCAACAUCAAACUAACUGACAUCAGUGUCACAGACCCUGAGAAAUAUCCUCACAUGUUAUCAGUGAAGAACUGCUUCAUCCGGGGCUCAGUGGUCCGCUAUGUGCAGUUGCCGGCAGAUGAGGUCGACACACAGUUGCUACAGGAUGCAGCAAGGAAGGAGGCCCUGCAGCAGAAACAGUGAUGGUUUCUUCUACUCCCUGCCCCUCUUCUGUUGGUGACCUUUAACCUCAAGUCCCAGCCAGGACCCCUCCCUCCCAUACUUGAGGUGUUUUGUUUUGUUUUUUAAUAGUGGAGCCUUUUUUUCCUAUUAUUAUUUCAGGGAUGAGUGGAUGAGAGGAAAUAAUAGUGGGGAGCAGCUCUCCUCUGUUGAGGAGUGGAGGAUAAGUAGGCUGGGGAACUGCAUAGCCUGCCUUGUCCUCAGCCCUGUCCUCCUCUCUCCUUCCCUGGAGUGGGAACAAUCUCCUAGAUUCUGGUGGAAAAAUCUCCUAGAUUUCUCCAGGGCACUGUGUGAUUCGUUUUGGGGAUGGAAGGAAUCUGUCCCGCAUCGGGAAUAAACUAUGAUGCACAUUUGA
Suricata suricatta (meerkat) is the source of this 760-nucleotide messenger RNA. RefSeq names its product LSM2 homolog, U6 small nuclear RNA and mRNA degradation associated (gene LSM2). Gene Ontology annotation, biological process: mRNA splicing, via spliceosome. The transcript is spliced from 5 exons. Lineage: Eukaryota; Metazoa; Chordata; Mammalia; Carnivora; Herpestidae. Gene Ontology annotation, molecular function: RNA binding. The record is from RefSeq and is a predicted model, not a curated record. Bases 82 to 369 code for a protein of 95 amino acids. Gene Ontology annotation, cellular component: Lsm1-7-Pat1 complex; catalytic step 2 spliceosome; U6 snRNP.